Molecule: messenger RNA, 1463 nt
Organism: Cryptomeria japonica (Japanese cedar)
Lineage: Eukaryota; Viridiplantae; Streptophyta; Pinopsida; Cupressales; Cupressaceae
Product: serine/arginine-rich splicing factor RS31
Exons: 7
Coding region: 319-1218 (299 amino acids)
Biological process (GO): mRNA splicing, via spliceosome
Cellular component (GO): nuclear speck
Molecular function (GO): RNA binding
Source: RefSeq, a predicted model, not a curated record
GCUGUAUGUUACGGCGUUCCAUUCAAUUACGGAAUAUCAAAAGGCUUUAUCCAUAUACUCCAAAUCUUGUAUUUGAUUAUUUUAGAUGGUUUCUUUGUAUCGUUUACAGGCGAACUUGUAAUUGUACUACGAAGGACAGAACUGGGUUUUAAAUUUUUUCACAGAGAUCAAUUUUAUUGCUGUGUUUUCUCCAGAUCGAAGGGUAUUUCUACAAUUAAAGUCACUCAGGUUGGCUUCGUUGGCUGGGGAUCGGGGUAUUCCGCACUCUCAAUUGGAACACCUUUAAGUGUUUCUUUAGGAAGACAGUGAGUAACAGAGAUGAAGCCUGUGUAUUGUGGGAACUUGGAGUAUGGGGCUCGGCAUUCAGAGGUUGAGCGUUUGUUUUCCAGAUAUGGAAGAGUUGACAGGGUAGAUGUCAAGUCAGGCUUUGCUUUUAUCUACAUGGAUGAUGAGCGUGAUGCAGAGGAUGCCAUCAGAGGGCUGGACAAAACAGAAUUUGGCAGGCAGAGACGUCGACUGUGUGUGGAGUGGACAAAGCAAGCAGACCGAGGUAGUCAUCGCUCUGAAAAUGGCAAACGAUCUUCAAGAAAUUUGAAACCAGCAAAGACAUUGUUUGUGAUAAAUUUUGAUCCUGCUAAUACUAUGGUUAGGGACCUUGAAAGACAUUUUGAGCCAUAUGGAAAGGUGCUCAAUGUAAGGAUGAGGAGGAAUUUUGCUUUCAUUCAAUAUGAAUCACAAAAAGAAGCAACAAAGGCUUUGAAUUCCACUGACAACAGCAAGGUGUUAGAUAAGGUUAUAUCUGUGGAGUAUGCUCAGCGUGAUGAUGGUGAUAGGGGAAGUUAUGGGCGCUCUGCAGAAAAUCGUGAUCGAUCUUUAAGUCCUAAAUAUGAUAGACGUCCAGUGAGGGGCAGCCCUGAUUAUGGUAGGGCUACAAGUCCUGUUAAUGCACGACGCCCAGAGAGGGACAGUCCUGAUUAUGGGAGGGCUGCAAGUCCUGUUAAUGCACGACGCCCAGAGAGGGACAGUCCUGAUUAUGGUAGGGCUGUAAGUCCUAUUAAUGCGCGACGUGCAGAGAGUGGUAGUCCUGAUUAUGGUAGGGCUGCAAGUCCUGUUUAUCCGCGACGCUAUGGGAGGGUUAGUCCAGGCUAUGCCAGAGCUUCUAGCCCUAUCCAUGAACGAUACCGAAGCCGAUCACCUUUGAAGCGAUCAAGAUCCUGAAAGAAUUAUGGAGCAUGAUUGUUUCCUACGAAGGCAGUUUUGAAAAUUGAUGUCACAUAAUUUGUUGAACAUGUAUAUUCUUAUUUUUACAUCUAAAGCAGGGCAUCUGUUAUUUGGAGGGGUACGAUGAUAUUGAAUCUGAAGUCUUGCAUGUAUCUGGUUCUAUUGUGUUGGAACACUGUUUGUAUUAUCAAUUAUGUAUUGCUUAUCUAUAUAUAAUGUGCUACUGUUUAGUGAUGUCACAA